AUGGCAACAGCAGCGCAACGUAUUCGACAGAGAUCCAUGCACACAUUCAAGGCGUAUGAUAAGAGUGAACACCGUCUAUUAGUCGUAGGCGGGAAUGGAUAUGUGGGUAGUAACAUCCUGCAGCGUGCGGUUCAAAAAGGUGUCGAGGUGCGCAGUCUCAAUCGAUCGGGCAAACCACAAUGGCAAGACGUGCCCUGGAUCGACGAGGUUGAUUGGCAUAAGGGCGAUGUAUUUGAUGAAAAGCAGCUGGCAAAAGCCGUCGAGGGUGUCACGGGUGUCAUUUCAGCGGUGGGUGCAUUUGGGAACAAGGAAUUCAUGGAAAAAGUGUGUGGUGACGCAACAAUUCAGGCUGUUCAAGCAGCACAGAAAGCGGGCGUUGAACGCUUUGUGUUCGUGUCCAACUCUCGUGUUGGUUCGUAUAACCCGCCAUGGCAGCCACUGUAUGGCUACUACCAUGGAAAGGAGCGAGCAGAGGCUGCUGUACAUGCACGGUUUCCAAACACGGGAGUAGCAUUGCGUCCAGGUUUCAUCUAUGGUUGGCGUCGCACAGAGAAGGGUCGAGGUAUUCCACUGCAGCUUGUUGGAGCACCUUUAUCGAUGCUUGCACGCGACCUUGGACCAGUUUCGACAGCACUGAGCUGUCUGCCGUUAUUUGGUGAAGAGAUGCGAGCUGCAAUUCCUGUUGAUGCAGUUGCUAAAGCGGCAGUACUUUGUGCCAUUGGUCCUGUUCACAGACAAACGCUGGACACAACCAAUAUGCUCGAGAUUGCCGCGUCGUUCCAUGUCCAUGAGUAG
Messenger RNA from Peronospora farinosa, 795 nucleotides. The record is from the annotation of a GenBank genome assembly. NCBI's taxonomy places the organism in Eukaryota, Oomycota, Peronosporomycetes, Peronosporales, Peronosporaceae.